AUGGUUGAAGCCUCUCCACUCAUGGAGAAUCUCACGGGUUUCUUCGUCUGCCCCUUUAACCAUAAGAUCCGCAUUUCCAAUCGACUCGAUGGUAUCGUCAAGGUCCGUGGAGUCUCUCAAUUGGUGUACAAGGUCUUGAACAACUCUGUCCUCGCUCGAUUGGAUCAACUUCAAGACAUUGUGGGCGCUUCGGUAGGCUCUGGACGUGCGAAAAAGUGCCUGCUUCUGGGCCUGCCGCUCAGAAAGUCCCUCUGGGGCUGGGUACACACAUGGACACUUAUCAUUCGUGCAUCUGAGGCACCUUGGCCGGGUGCCACUGCACUGUAA
Molecule: messenger RNA, 327 nt
Organism: Colletotrichum paranaense
Lineage: Eukaryota; Fungi; Ascomycota; Sordariomycetes; Glomerellales; Glomerellaceae
Exons: 1
Coding region: 1-327 (108 amino acids)
Source: RefSeq, a predicted model, not a curated record